Molecule: messenger RNA, 6345 nt
Organism: Equus quagga
Lineage: Eukaryota; Metazoa; Chordata; Mammalia; Perissodactyla; Equidae
Gene: CNOT12
Product: tankyrase 1 binding protein 1
Exons: 12
Coding region: 155-5887 (1910 amino acids)
Biological process (GO): cellular response to ionizing radiation; double-strand break repair
Cellular component (GO): nucleus; heterochromatin
Source: RefSeq, a predicted model, not a curated record
UGGCGGCUGGGGAGAGGCGUGGACGGAGUAGGCGCUUUCCAGCCGGGACCUCGGGUUGAGGUGGAGGCAGGGUCACCAGGAAAGUUUGCAGGGGCCGGGGGCGCAGGGGAAGAGGGGGCACGGCGGAGCCCGCGCAUGUGCGCGGGGGCGGAGGAUGCACGGUCUGGAGCUCUUGCUGGCCGAGCCAGAAGAAAGGGGGGAGGGGGCGAGGGCUUGGGGCGGGGCCGGGGGCGGGCUGAGCUGCCGAAGGGACCCCCGCCUUCGCCUUCUCCCGGGCCCGCGCUGGUCCCCUCCUACAGCUCCCUCGGCACGCCCCCAGCCACCUCAGUCCGCCCCGACCCGGUCCGCGUCCCCAGUCCCUUGUCUCUUCGCCGGCUGCUUCACAUCCCGCGCACAGCAGGUUCUGCCGCAUGUGAUGAAAGUGUCUGCUCUCAGGGAAGGUACAGCCAUGGCUUCCCCACCACCCCAGGAGUUGGAGGAGGAGCUGGUAUCUGCUGGCUCCGAGCCAGGUGACACUCGGGCCAAACCCCCCGUUAAGCCCAAACCCCGGGCCCUGCCCUCCAAGCCAGCCUUGCCUGCCAAGCCCAGCCUGCUGGUGCCUGUUGGGCCUCGGCCCCCCCGGGGUCCCCUGGCUGAGCUACCUUCUGCCCGGAAGAUGAACAUGCUGGCGGGACCCCAGCCCUAUGGUGGCAGCAAGCGUCCCCUUCCCUUUGCAACAAGGCCCACGUCCGAGGCCUCUGCUGGAGGAGAGGUCACCCGAGAGACUGGGAAAGAGGAGGCUGGGAAAGAAGAGAUGCCCCCGUUGACACCCCCAGCUCGAUGUGCCGCCCCAGGGGGUGUGCGGAAGGCCCCUGCCCCGUUCCGUCCAGCCUCGGAGCGCUUUGCAGCCACCACAGUAGAAGAGAUCCUGGCCAAGAUGGAGCAGCCACGGAAAGAAGUCCCAGCCAGCCCUGACCGCCUCUGGGGCUCCCGCCUCACCUUUAACCAUGAUGGCAGCUCAAGAUACGGCCCCAGGACUUAUGGUGUGGCCUCCGGUCCCAGGGAUGAGGACGGUGGGCCCCUCUCCAGGGGAUGGUCCCAGGAGGGGCCAACAAAGUCUCCCACACAGUGCCCGGAAGAGCACAGCAAGACCCCCAAGGAGAGGAGCCCUGCUUCGGACCAGGCCUUCAACGGGCACCUUGCUCAGCCAGCCAGCUCUGAGCCACCUACUGACGUUGCCAAGCUCUGGGCCCUCUCAAGUCCAGGCCCUGCCUCAGAGAAUGGAGGGUCUGCCAGCCCAGGCCUUGCCACUGAAGUCUCAGAUCCAGCCCCCGGGUCUCCCCAUCUUCUCUCACCCCAUGAGAGCUCUCCCCGCCACUCUCAGCUUCCAGAAACCCAGAGUCCAGCAGCUGCUGGGGCUUCUCCCUGCCUCCCUGAGACUCCAGCAUCCCCAACUGCAGCCCUGCCUGAUGAGGGCUCCCGCCAUCCCCCAAGCCCAGGGCUCCCUGCUGCUGGGGUCCCAGAGGCCGCCAGAACCAAAAGCCCUCUCCUUGAGAAAGUCUCAGGGUGCCACAGCUCAGAGCAGCCCCCAGCCACCUCGCCCCAACCCCUGAGGGCUGAGGGUGGGUUGCUGGAUCUCGCUCGGACGUUGCCCUCUGAAGAGGAGGUGGCCAAGAGUGUUGCAGACCUUCCCCAUGUUGGCCUGGCUCAACGCCGGUUUUCUGAAGGUGUGCUCCAGCCGCCCGGCCAAGAGCAGGAGAAGCUGGGGGGCUCGCUGGCUGCCCUGCCCCAAACACAGGGGAGCCAGUCAGCCCUGGAUCGUCCCUUUGGGAAUGGGACAGAGUCCAACUGGUGCUUGUCUCAGUCCUUUGAGUGGACCUUCCCCACGCGGCCUUCAGGUCUGGGGGUGUGGCGACUGGACUCGCCGCCUCCCUCCCCCAUCACUGAAGCUGCUGAGGCCGCCGAGGCUGCUGAGGCUGGAGACUGGGCUGCGUCCAGCAGGGAGGAAGGAGUGUCCCAGCAGGGGCAAGGGGCCCGGUCAGCUCCAGAGGAGCCAGGAAGGCCUGGUUCCUGGGUGCAGGCAGGUGAUUCGGGCACCUCCCCAACCCAAGAGGACGAUGGAGAGAGUCAGCCUCAGUCCCCAGCUCUUCCCCUCGAGCCUCUGCCAACAACAGGGGGCCCACCUGGACCAGCUUUGCUGCAGGCAGAGGAGAGAGAUGAGGACCGGGAGCCCUUGGCUGCACAGGAGUCCCCUCUUCCUCUGGCCACCAGGGAGACUGCCCUGCCUGUCCUGGAGCCGGUCCUGGGGCAGCAGCAGCCAGCAUCCCCUGACCAGCCUUGUGUCCUCUUUGCUGACACUCCUGACCCUGAGCAGGCACUGCCUGCCGAGGAGGAGGCCGUGACCCUGGUCCGGGCUGAGACCACCCAACCCAGGGCAGAGGCUCAAGACUCCUGUGGGGCGUCCCCCGAGCCUGCAGGCCCUGAAAGCAGCUCCCACUGGCUGGAUGACCUCCUGGCUUCCCCACCACCCAGUGCUGGCAGUGCAAGGCGGGGAGCUGGAUCUGAGCUGCAGGACACGCAGACCCCGAGUGCCUGCUCUGAGGGACUCCUUGGCUGGGCCCAGAAAGAUCUGCAGAGUGAAUUUGGGAUUGCAGCAGACCCACAUCCCAGCGGUUUUAGUCCUUCCAGCUGGUCCCAAGACACUUCUCAGGACUAUGGCCUUGGGGGUGUGAGCCCUAGAGGGGACCCAGGCCUUGGAGAGAGGGAUUGGACCAGCAAGUGUGGGCAAGGAGCAGGGGAAGGGAGUGCCAGGGAGUGGGCCAGCAGGUGUGGCAUCGGCCAGGAGGAGAUAGAGAUCAGCGCCCAAGAUGGGAGUGGAGGGCUCACAGCCCAGGACCAGGUGAUUGGAAAGCUGACCCAGCUUGGCACUCAGCAGAGCCGCGAGGCGGAUGUUCAGGACUGGGAGUUCAGAACAAGGGAUUCCCAGGGCACUUACUCCAGCCGGGAUGUGGAACUCCAGGACCAGCAAUUUGGGAAGAAAGAUUCGCUGGGUACUUACAGCAGCCGGGAUGCGGAACUCCAGGACCAGCAAUUCAGGAAGAGAGAUUCGCUGGGUACUUACAGCAGCCGGGAUGUGGAACUCCAGGACCAAGAAUUUGAGAAGAGAGAUUCGCUGGGUACUUACAGCAGCCGGGAUGCAGAACUCCAGGACCAGGAAUUUGGGAAGAGAGAUUCGCUGGGUACUUACAGCAGCCGGGAUGCGGAACUCCAGGACCAAGAAUUUGGGAAGAGAGAUUCGCUGGGUACUUACAGCAGCCGGGAUGCGGAACUCCAGGACCAAGAAUUUGGGAAGAGAAAUUCGCUGGGUACUUACAGCAGCCAGGAUAUGAGCCUUCGGGACUGGGAAUUUGGGAAGAGAGAUUCGCUGGCUACUUACAGCAGUCAGGAUGCAGAUGAGCACAACCAGGAAUUGGGAAAGAAAGACCACCUUGGCAGGUACAGCAGCCAGGAUGCAGACAAGCAGGACCAGGAAUUUGGGAAGAGAGAUCCUUCUCUGAGCACCUACGGCAGUCGGGAUGCAGAGCAGCUGGACCGGGAUUUUGGGAGGAGUGCCUGGAUGAGGGACUACAGCAGCAGCGGCAGCCCCACAGCCCUCGGCCCCCAGGACAGAGGCUUCGGAAUGAGAGCCCUGAGCGCCGGGUUCAGCCUUGAGGAAGCCCAACAACAGGAUGAAGAGUUUGAGAAGAAGAUUCCAAGUGGUGGAGACAGCCCGGGCAAGGCCAGUGGGGAUGCAGGCCAGUCUGAAGAGAGAGAGUCAGGGGACUUGUUCAGCCCCAGCACCCCCCAGUCACAGGAUGGGGCACUGGGGCAGAGGGACCGGAACAGCUGGCAAGGCAGUGGUGCCAGCCAAGAGGUUGGAGGGCUGCAGGGGAGACAGCAGGCAGGAGGCCAGAGCCCAGGUGAUGCUGACCAGGAAGACAGGGAGGUGGGGCAGAGAGGCUGGGCCAGCGACUUCAGCCUCGGUGUUGUCCACCAGCCAGAGGUGGCCUUCAGCCCGGGGCAGCGAGACUGGAGUGGUGACUUCUGCCUAGAGGAUACUGAGAGGAGCCAUCAGUUUGGCAUCAUCGGCAAUGACAGAGUGAGCGGUGCUGGCCUGAGCUCUUCCAGCAAGAUGGACCACUUUGUGUCUCCUGAGAAGACCUCGGCCGGGCCUGUGGACUGGACUGACCAGCUGGGCCUCAGGAACUUGGAAGUGUCCAGCUGUGUGCGUUCUGGGGGCUCGAGUGAGGCCAGGGAGGAUGCUAUGGGACGGAUGGGCUGGUCAGACAACCUGGGCUUGAGAGAUGUGGACCUGGCCAGCUGUUUGGAGACUGGAGGGUCUGAGGAGCCCAGGGGGAUUGGAGUCGGGGAGAAGGAGUGGACUUCGGAUGUUGGGGUGAGGGGCAGAGAUUUGGCUGGGGCAGGGGAAGUAGAAGGCCACAGCCAGGCCAGAGAGAGUGGCGUGGGGCAGACCGACUGGUCAGGUGUGGAGGCCGGAGAGUUCCUUAAAUCAAGGGAGCGUGGAGUGGGACAGGCAGACUGGACACCUGGCCUCGGGCUGAGGAACACGGCCCCAGGGGCAGGCUGCAGCCCCAGGGAGCUCAGGGCGGGCCAGGCGGACUGGGGUAGCAAUCUGGGCCUGAGGAAUUUGGAGAUGCCAUGUGACCUGGAGUCUCGAGGUUCUUGGGAGCCACGGGGAUGUGGAGUGGGACAGAUGGACUGGACCCAGGACUUAGCGCUCCGAGAUGUGGAGCUCUCUAGGGCCUUGAGUGAAGCCAGGGAGCACGGGGUAGGAGAGGUCAGCCAGUGCCCAGAGCUAGGACUCAGGGACAACGGUGUUCUGUCCCCUGGUCUGGAGGCCAGAGACCCCUCAGAGGCCAGGGAGCUGGGGGUCGGAGAGACAAGUGGGCCAGAGACCCAGGGCAAAGACAACUCCUUACCUUCCUUGGAGACCCGCCCUGAGGACCUCCGAAUGGAGACAGGAGAAGCCUCCCGCUUUGGAGCCAGCUCCGGCGGGUGCCCAGCCCGCUCCCCGCCCUCUGGCUCCCAGGGCCUGCUGGAGGAGAUGCUGGCUGCCAGCAGCUCCAAGGCAGAAGCCCGGAGGGAGUCAGCAGCCUCUGGCCUCAGGGACCUGUUAGAGAAGGAAGGAGCCACAGCAGGUGCUGACCUAGGGGAGCCUCUGGAGCCUAGCAGGGACCCUGUGCCCUCCUGGAGGCCCCAGCCUGAUGGCGAAGCCAGCCGGACAGACGAGGUGGAUGGCACGUGGGGCCCUGCAGGGGCCGGGCAGGGCAAGCAGGGCCCGACGCGGCCCCCUCAAGACCCUCCGCCCAGGUCCCCCAGUCAGGACUUCUCCUUCAUUGAGGAUACCGAGGUCCUCGACAGUGCCAUGUAUCGGAGCCGUGCCAAUCUGGGGCGCAAGCGUGGGCACCGGGCCCCGGCCAUCCGGCCGGGGGGUACCCUGGGCCUCUCGGAGGCGGCAGACUCAGACGCACGGCUGUUCCAGGACUCUACAGAGCCACGAACUUCUCGGGUGCCAUCUUCAGAUGAGGAGGUAGUGGAGGAGCCUCAGAACCGCCGGACACGGAUGUCCUUGGGCACCAAGGGGCUGAAAGUCAACCUCUUUCCUGGCCUGAGCCCAUCAGCCCUGAAGGCCAAGCUGCGCUCCCGGAACCGCUCAGCUGAGGAGGGAGAGCCAGUGGAGAGCAGGUCCGGCCAGAAGGAGUCUGCGGUCCAGCGCUCCAAAUCCUGCAAGGUCCCAGGGCUGGGGAAGCCCCUUGUGUUACCUCCCAAGCCAGAGAAAUCCUCAGGGUCAGAAGGAUCGUCACCCAACUGGCUGCAAGCCCUGAAGCUGAAGAAGAAGAAGGUCUGAGAAGUCACUAGGUACUUCCCAUCCGGCAGUCUCAGGCAGUGCCCUUUCCUGUGGGGACCCCAGCGGGGAGAUGGCUGGAGCCCCACCAUGCCCCAGGCUGCAGCCUCUGUCCCCCAUCCACCUCUGAGGAGCGUCUGGGGAGGCACAUUUAUGCACUUUGUAUCACCAUUCCAACUUUCCCCCGACACCUUCCCUCCCAGCCUGGAUUCAGUCACUAGUGGUCGAAGGUUUUUGUCCCUCCCUCCCUUCCGCUCUUCCCACAUCCCUUUCUGCUUCCUCCUCCAGCCUCCCUUGGGUUUUCUUUUGAUACCAGUUUAUAGCAUUUUUUAUGAAAGCCUUUGAUUUUUGUAAUGGGCGGAGCCCAGCCGCAACCCCGGUCUCCUUCCGCCCUGCCAGGUGCCCCAAAGAGACCAAUAACAUUUUGCCACUUAAAACAAUAAAGGUUUUUGGGAAUUGGU